AUGGAUGAUUAGAAUUAACCAAUACCAUAGGAUCAAAAGAAAGUUAAAUAAAAGAAACCAUUACUUAAUAAUAAAAUGGUAAAGAAACAAAAGAUGCAAAAUAAAAAGGAGGAGAAUUUGAGAGAAAUUUUAAAUUUUUACACAAAUCAAGUUGAUGCUCGAAAGUUUUUAUAAAAAAUGAAAGCUGUUGUUGAUUCUAAUUAAUAAGAAAAGAAAUAUUAGGAUGAUUUCCUUAAUCCAAAUGAAUAUAAUGAAAUGCAAGAUAUCUAUGAGGAUUAUAAUAUGGGAGAUUUAGUAAUUGUAUUUCCUAAUCCUGAUGCUGAUGGAGUUAAAAAUCCAUCUAUAACAUAUAAAGAGGCAGAGAAAUUCUAUGAUGAAACUCUAGCAUAAAAAAAUGAUGAUGUCUCAGAAUCAUAAUUAAAAAAAGAAAAAGAAGCAUUCUUAUUAGCAUUUUUAAUGUUAGAUGAUUAUUUAGAUGAUAAAACCAGAAAAAAACUUAAAGAAGAAGAAGAAAAAAAGAAGAAAGAAAAGGAAGAAGCAGCAAAAAAAGAAUAUUAGGAUUCCUAAGAAUAAGAUUCAAAAUCUCCUUAUAUUGAAAAAUCUGUUUCAGAAAUAAAAAUGAAAAAAACAUCAUAACUUAAGCCUAAUGCUACUCCAACAUAGACAAAAAGAGAAAGAGCAGCAGCUAUAUCUUAACAUUCUCAAAAAGAAAAAAAUGAGAGACAAAAUCAUCCUUCAUAGCAUUCUUAGAAAGAGAACAAGGGUACUAAUUAAGAGAAAUCAUAAACAAAAUAAAGAGAAAUAGAUUUAGAUAUUAGUGAUUUUGAUAUGGAUAUUGAUAUGGAGGAUUCUGAGUUGCAUGAGGAUAAUGGUGAUGGUUAAUAAAAAGAAGAAGUUUAAGAAAAUGAAAUGGAUUAAGAAAAUGAAGAGAAGAAGAAAAAAAAGGAAUUAAAUAGCUAUGAGAAAUAUUUAUAAUUUAUGGAAAAGUAUAAGAAAAUAGAAUAAGAGAAAUUAGAAAGAUUUGAAAAAGAAGAAAAGGAAGCAUAAAAUAGAAAAUUGAAAGGUUAAAUUUCAAAGAAAACUAUUUAAGAUAAAUCUGUAUCUGAAAAUGAUAUUAGUGUUAAUUAAUUGAUUCAUUAAAAAUCUCAACAUGUUACUAGUGAUGAUACAUAAUAUAUGGAUCCUAUUAAAGAACUAUUUAAAAUUAAUUUGAAUGAUGCUAAACAAUUUACUAAAGUUAAAAAAUAAGUUAAUUUAGGUAAAUAUUUAGAGAAAGUAAAAGAUGAAAAUACAAAUGAAGAAAUUUGGAUAUGUAAUAAUUAGCAACCUAAAGAUUUUAUGACUUUAAUUAGAUUUACUAUAAUAGAAAAGUUAAUGCGUAAUGCUUUUUUACAUUGUAGAUAAUUUAUUUCUUCUAAUGGUGCCUAAAUAUUUCUAGUUAUUAAAAGCACAAAAUAAGUAAUUAUGAGACAAGCAUAAAAAGUUAAAGUUGUAAAACAACUUGAAUUAGGAUUUGCUGAUCUAUUCAGUUUAGAACCAGUUGAUUAUAAAUUAAGACCAUUAAGAUUAAAAAAGUAUUUAAGAUCAUAUUAAUCUAAUUCAGAAGAGGAUUAAAGAAUAUAAGCUAAAUUGAUAGAACUUAGUAAUCAAACUAAUAGAGAAGAUAAAAUAAUUUCAUUAACUAAUAUCUCUACUCAUUGUGAAUAAUUAUAUGAUAAAGUAGUUUAAUGGAAACCUUUUGAUCUUAGACUUAAUCUAAUAUUAAAACAAUUAGAAAUUGAUAUGAUAUUAAAGCCUUUAGCUAUAGAUUUAAAUAUAGAUUAAAGUUAAGAGAAAGCUGAAAUAUUAAAUGAUGAACCUAUCUCAAUUUAAGAGUGGUAAUCAUAUUUUAUAUAUCUCGAAUGCAUAUUAUGUUUUGGUAAAUAGAUAUAAUCAAUUAAAAGAAGUUCCUCUGAAGCCAAAGAGAGAUUAAAAGAAUUUGAAGCCUUUCUCUAUAAAUUAGUAUUUCGAAAAGCUAUAAGUGAUGCUAAUGAACUUUGGUUUAAAAAAUAUAAAACUAUUUGGAGAGAUAUUAGUAAUAAUAGAUCUAUUUUAUUUAAUAUUUGGGAUAGAUUAGAAAUUUAUCCUACUGCUCCUUACACAGAGUUUUUUAUUCCAUAAGGAGAUUAUGCUAAAUAAAUGUGGAGAAAAUAUGAAUUUAAUGAGAAAAAGUAAAGAUCUGAAUUUUUAAAUAUGGAAAAAAUUAAAUUAACUCAUGCAAUUGUUUUAAAACAUAUUAAUAUUUAAAAAAUGUUGUAGAGUUAAAUUGCUUUAUUUUAUAUUCCAAUACAUGAUCCAUAUUAAUUAAAUGGUGAACCUAAAAAUUAAUUAUUUUAAACUUUAGAAGAUAAUGAAUACAUUAAUAAACGUAGGAAUGAUUAGACUUAAGGAGAUAAAAAACUUGAUGAAGUAUUAGUAUAAUUGAAAGCUCAUGCUGAAUCAACUGAUUAUGAUUGUAAAUCUGUAAAAGAAGAUAGUGCUUUUAAUUUGAGAGUUCCUUGGCAUGUACCUAUUUAAACUUAUCGAGACUAUUUUGGAGAAAAAAUUGCAAUUUAUUUUUUAUUUUUAACUUUUUACACUAAAUAACUAUGGUAUUUAUCUGUUGUUGGUGUUAUUUUUUAAGGUUUAUAAUCAUUAUCGACACCAGGAUUAUAAGAUACAUUAACUGUUAUAUUCUCUUCAUUAGUUAUUAUUUGGAGUACGUUUUUAAUUGAAUAUUGGAGAUAAGAAUAAGUAAUAUUUAGUUUAUAAUUUGGUUAAUCAAAUAUAGAAUAGGUAGCUGCUGAAAGACCAGCAUUUUAAGGCAAAUUUAUAAGAUCUAUUACUUCAGAUGCAUUAAAUGAACGUUUCUAUUCUCCUUUUAAAAGGUAGAUGACAAAAUUAUGUGCCUUUGGUAUUAGUCUUUUAAUUAUUGGAAUGGUAGUAGGAUGUGUUAUAGCAAUUUUUAUUUUUAAGAAUAAAAUGAUAGAAGAAGAUUAAGGUCCAUUAUUGUCAUAAACAGUACCUGGUAUCUUAAUGUCUGCUCAAAUCAAUAUAUUUACUACUAUUUAUGCAAAUGUUGCUAAAAUUUUCAAUUUUUUAGAGAAUCAUAAAAUCUUAUAAUCUUUUGAAAAUUCAUUAGUUGUAAAGAACUUUAUUUUUAGAUUUGUAAACAAGUAUAUUAAAUAUAUAUAUAUAUAUUUUUAGCUUUAAUUCUUUCUUUCUUGUAUCAUUUAUGUCAGGGUUCUUUCCUAAUUUAAAUAUUUGUAAGGUGAAUGAAGAAAUAACAAAUGAUUGUUUCCUAUUAUUAUCUAAUUAACUUAGUACUAUAUUUUCUUCUAAUUUAACUGGUAGUAUUCCUAAACUAAUAACACCAUUUGUUAAAGAAUUUUCAAUGAGAGUAUAAUAAUUCUUAUUAAAAUUAGUAAAUUAAAAAUAAACUAUUUGUAGAGAAAUAAAAUACUCACCCUUUCAAGUAUAUUGAUACAUAAAUUGAAGAUUAAUUAGGAUUAGAUCCAUAUUAGGAUGAUAAAGAAGAGGUAGAUGGGAGUGUAUUAGAUUAUUUAGAGAUUUCUAUUUAAUUUUCAUAUUUAAUUUUAUUUGGUGUAUCAUUUCCAGCUUGUUUUAUUAUGGCUUUUGGAUAAAAUAUAUUAAAAAUUUAAGUAGACAAAUUGAGAUUUUUAAAAUUUGUUAGAAGACCAUUUCCUGAAGGAGCAUCAAGUAUUGGAAAUUGGUUAAUAAUAUUGGAUAUUAUAACAUUUUUAGGAAUAUUUGUUAAUGCAGGUUUGAUAGUUUUUACAUCAGGAUUUUUUACUAAAAAUUAAGAACUAAUAUUUCCAGUAAUAUUAGUGUCUUUUUUGGUUCUCAAAUAUAUAAUUAGAUUUGUUAUUCCAUCUUAUCCAGAAUCAGCUAGAAUAUUGACUGCUCGUCAGAAAUGUAUUAUUGACAAAGCUGUGAAAGUAUUACAAUUUCUACAAAUUUUAGGGAUUUUCCUCUAAUAAUGGCAAACCUUUGACUAAAACUAAUUUUUAUUCAAAAAUUGGAAAUGUCUCUUACGAGAAUGACAUUGAAGAAUUUUGUGUGGAUGAAUAAGAUUAUUUGAGAAAUAAGAAAAAUUUUGAAAGUGAACAUAUAGAUGAUGAUUAAAUAAAAGAGGAAAUCUGA
Messenger RNA from Paramecium pentaurelia, 4182 nucleotides. The record is from the annotation of a GenBank genome assembly. Lineage: Eukaryota; Ciliophora; Oligohymenophorea; Peniculida; Parameciidae.